Neurospora crassa OR74A is the source of this 4902-nucleotide messenger RNA. RefSeq names its product serine/threonine-protein kinase hal4 (gene stk-5). Lineage: Eukaryota; Fungi; Ascomycota; Sordariomycetes; Sordariales; Sordariaceae. The transcript is spliced from 2 exons. Gene Ontology annotation, biological process: protein phosphorylation; intracellular monoatomic cation homeostasis; intracellular signal transduction. Gene Ontology annotation, molecular function: ATP binding; protein serine/threonine kinase activity. The record is from RefSeq and is a predicted model, not a curated record. Bases 2255 to 3748 code for a protein of 497 amino acids.
GGAGAUCAGGUAUAUAUCUCCCAUCCCUGGCUCCCCUUCCGCCCUUGCCCUCUCUUGAUCUCUUACACGGCUCUGCUUCUUUCUUUGUUUCGUUCUGUCACGCUACACCACCCAUCUUCUACCGCGCCCGAGCUUCCAUUCCUCAGCCUAGAAGCUCUCUUGUCAGUUUCCCUCACGGACUCUCGAUUUCUCCUUAAUCUUAGCCAGGAGCCGGUCUCAAGGGUGGAUGACCUUGGAGACACAAAUAGAACAAGACUCUUGGCCGCAAGCCUCACUUUGGCUCUCUCAGCCGCCUUUUUUUUUUCUCAUGUCCCGGAUUCUGCUGGUCAUCAUUCAUCCUCUCGCCUACCUUCACUGUACGCCGCCCAUCCAUACGCGACCUUGAGUAACAAACGAACCCCAAGUCGAUACCUGCCAUCUGCCACACUUUUCCGCCUUAGCUGCAGCAGUGCGGUCUGAACAUCUAUUACUCAGCCUGGCAGGAUGAUCAUCUGCAUUGAUCCAGCCGCCGAGUACACUUUGGACAUAUCAGGCCCUUGUGUUUAAAAGCGUCCAGUCCCUCUCUCGCUCAACCGCUAUCAUUUGCUAUUGUUAUCUCAGUCACUGCUUCCCAUCUUGCCCCCCUCCCGUCACCAUCAGCCGAGCACUUUUGCCUCAGGCUCUCUGCGGUCUGCAGUUUGCGGUCUGCCGUGGCAGCUGGGUGGCCAAGCAGGAGCGCCAGGGCAUCUCCUGCCGUGCUCUCGCUUGGAUUUUUUUUUCCAUUGUUUGGUUGAUUCUGGCGAUCGAUCCAAUCCUGGAAAUACCGACCCUUUACUCUCUCUCUUUCACCUUCCUUUUCAUUGUCUCUGCCACUCAAGACGGCAGUCUCAGGAACAGGAACAAGGAACUGAAUUUCCAUCUAUUCGACGUCGGAGCCGACACAACUCGCAUGAUCAAACCAUCCACACCCAUAGCCAUACAUCUUCACCAUGAUUGCCGUCCGCCAACUACAACAGUCCAGGUCUGCCACGCUUCUCGAGUUGUACUAACAACUACCUACCUAUCCAUUCCAACAAGGCGCCAAUAUCAACAGCCUUGCACUUCAGCGCGUCGUCGACCAGUGACUGGAACAGAGACGAGCGAAAGAGAAACACACACAGCUUGGCGACAAACGACGGAACGCAUCCGAACCAGGCAGGUCUGAAAACCUUGAAAACCUAUUUUACACUACCACGGCGAGCUACGUAACAGCGGAACGUGUUUGGGGUACCUUUCGCGGCGUGCCUUUGCCUCUGGCUCCACUCUGUCACGCAGCACCAGGGCCCGCACACCCACCCAGGCUACAGUCCACUUCACUUCCUGGCCGGGCUCCAUCAGGUCCCGUCGGGUCCAUUCACCUCACCCUCUAUCUCCACCAAUCAGUCAUUCGCCGGACCAGUACGCAGUACUUAAUGCUGCAGUACUGUAGCGAGCCCACUCGAGUUGGCACCGUACACCACCCACUGCACAACCAGAACCUACUCGAAGUGGAAGAGGGUAAAAAAAAAAAAAACCAAAAAAAACACUAAGGGCACACAUUGCGCAACACCCACUCGUUGUUGCCCGCACUGCGACUGGCUCCUCCACAGUCCCAUCAUCCAUCCACUGGCGCGCAGCCCGCACCGAGCGCACGGCACUCGCUCUCGAUUUCUCCGCUCCGCUCAACCUGGAUUCGGCCUCUUGAUUUUUUUUUUCUCACUUUUCGGCCUCGCCAGGUGUGCCAGCCCUAUCGCGGCUUUUAUAAAGGAGAUUGAGUCCUUCUCGCAAUCCAGACAGAGGUUCAUCGCCUCGACAAUACCCUGCCGUUUUGAAGGCCUAAAGGGUCCAAGUCCGGGCUUCUGCCCACUCAUUCAAGGCGCGCAAGCCGCCACCCUCGCUGUUCCCUGCAUAAGCGCAGUGGACGACCCUCCCCCCAGACGACGAAACCCCAACAAGCCUACCUACCUACUCGUUAACCUGACCCAAGACUUUCGACCCUACCUCAUCCCGCGCUCGCCCGUGUCGCUUGGUGCACCGCUUGCCCAGCGACUGACGACUGCCACCAUCGACCUCGCUUGACCGCCGUACAGCGCUAUAUUCCUUCGGCUACAGUUCCGGCAGUCGGAGCAACAGCUACAAGCAGCGACCAGCCGCCGCCCCGCGCAAAAACAGACAACCACAAGAGCACUGGCCCUCCCCCCCCCCAAUCACACCCACCGAGCGACCCGGAACCCGUCCCCCUCGGAAAUCUGCAACCAUGGCGAGCAGCACCUCAGACGCCAAGUCUGCGUCUUCGCAGCGCACUUCACCUUCACAGACGUCGUCCAUCAAGUCCUUCGACCUUUCCUCGAGAUCCCCGCAUCUUGCUGCCCAGAACGGCCACCCCGUCCCGACCAGCUCUGCCGAGCAAUUGCCCAAGCCUUCGGAAAAGGCUUCGGUCAAGGACCGCUUGACUCGCAUGUUCUCGACAAAAGACCCCGGUCGCGUUGCUGCUGCAGCAGAUGCAGCUACCUCGAGAAACACCACCCCGGGUAACCGCAGCACAGCUCCAUCCCCGCCGCCGUCGGCGGGCUCGAAGCCGGUCCCUCAGCGCAAGAUGUCCAUCACCGAUGCCAAGGCCAAGACGAACGGCAAUGCGCCGCCUUCACGCUUCGUCCUUAUCCCCGAGGCCCAAGGCGGUCACGAGCACCACCUGAAGUCCAGUCGCCGCCAGGAGAAGCUAACCGAUAUGAUCAAGGGCUUUCUCGGCAGGAAGAUUGAACAGCCAGCCCCCGAAAACGACCUGUCUUUGGUUUCCAGCUGGGUCGACACUCUCAAGCAAGAAAAGGAUGGUCUUGCCACGGCAGAGAAGAAGGGCGUAAGCACUGCGCCUACCACUCUCGUCGAAAAGUACGGCAAAUGCCAGGAGAUCAUUGGCCGUGGAGCCUUUGGUAUCGUGAGGAUCUCGCACAAGAAACUGGAGAAUGGUCUCGGAGAGAAGCUUUUUGCCGUCAAGGAAUUCCGCCGCAGGCCCGAGGAAACGGAAAAGAAGUAUAGCAAACGCUUGACUGCCGAGUUCUGCAUCUCCUCUUCCCUCAGACAUCCCAACGUGAUUCACACCCUUGACCUUAUUAAGGACGCCAAGGGGGAUUUUUGCGAGGUGAUGGAAUUCUGUGCUGGAGGCGAUCUUUACACGCUUGUCCUUGCCGCCGGAAAACUCGAGGUUCAGGAGGCGGACUGCUUCUUCAAGCAAAUGAUGCGUGGUGUCGAGUACAUGCACGAGAUGGGUGUUGCUCACCGUGACCUGAAGCCCGAGAACCUCCUCCUCACCACCCACGGUGCCCUCAAGAUCACCGACUUUGGCAAUGGCGAAUGCUUUCGUAUGGCUUGGGAGAACGACGCGCAUAUGGUUUCCGGUCUGUGUGGCUCUGCCCCGUACAUUGCACCCGAGGAAUAUAUCGACAAAGAGUUCGAUGCUCGCGCUGUCGAUGUGUGGGCUUGCGGCGUCAUUUACAUGGCCAUGAGGACUGGUCGCCAUUUGUGGAGGGUGGCUAAGAAGGACGACGACGAGUUCUACGCUAGGUACCUAGAAGGUCGUCGGGACGAGGAGGGCUACCAACCGAUAGAGUCGUUACACAGGGCACGUUGCAGGAACGUCAUCUACUCGAUAUUGGACCCGAAUCCAUCUCGUAGAAUUACGGCGUCACAAGUUCUCAAGUCCGAAUGGGGUCGUGAGAUAAAACUUUGCAAGGCCGGAGAGGAGGGCCUUUAACAACACUCCGUCAGGCGGGCCCGUAGUUGAUGUUCUAGACCCACCUCGGGAACUCGCAAGGGCAUCACGUCACCGUCUGGCGGGAUUGCGCGCAUGAUUUCGUAUGGAGAUUUAGGGCUAUUCAUUUCUCAUAGGAAUGAGAAAAGAAACGUUUACCCUUAAAUUUUCGAGCGAACGAUGCUAGGAUCGUCAUCUUGACCUAGCACAGCGACGACAGUCACCUACUUACAUACUACAACAACCCCCCCCCCCCCCCCCCCCAAAAAAAAGCCUCUCGUUUGUUUGUACUGAUGGUAAGAGAGGCAAGAGAUGGGGGGAAGGAUAAGAAGAAUAGGAAGGAUAGGAGCAGCUGAAAGAUGGGAAUGAUUUGGAUGGAUGAAUGGAUGGAUGGACGGAUGGGAUGGGAUGGGUGGGCGGCAGAGAUCUCAGGUAAUGACAUCAUGCCUCGUUUCGCGUUUGGCCAGCAUAGGAGUUUGGAGCACUCAUGCAUGCAUUUUCAGUUCGGGCCAAGGGCUCGCCGUAACUGAUUUAACUGCCCUUUUCGACCCUCGUUUUUGUUUUUACUUACCGCAUUGUGUGUGCGUCUUUUCUUCGGACCAGACCACCGCAAGUUUUCAUGGGCGGAUGGAGGGGCCUCUUUCGCUUUCUCAAGUAUAGCAUUGUACUGGAACCGGGACUUUGACUGGUGGCCUCCUCUUUUUUUUACAUCACAUACCAUUUCUUCCGUUGCACACAAAUCAUCUGUGCUGCUUUUGUCCUGCUUGCGUGCUAGCGCGUAAUACUUGUCAGUCGGUCCAUUUCCCACUGACCCAUAGACGCGAAAGAAAGAGUCAGGGGUAGACACGAUGGGAGACAUGGAUUUUCAAAGUCAUCUAGAUGUUCUGUGUUUUUGGCGAUUAUAGAUUCCAAGAGAUCACACCGUGAGGGGAUCGAUGGCAAAGGUACAGGAAGUGGCAGAUCAAUCAAAGACAAGAACGAGUCAAUAAUUAGGGAUUGGGAGUCGGGCUGGACAGGUUCAAGGCCCAAGUCUCGGAGAGAAGAAGACAAAAAAAACCACAUGGACAUGACGAAGGCUAGAGAAAAAUACAUGGCAUUUAGGGCAAGUGAACCAAAAACAUCAUCAAUAACAUCACUGGUUACAGUCCAAGAAGGAC